AUGGCAUCUGAGACUCAGAGGGCUCCUAUGUUGCCCAUCUCCUUUUUUAAAGUUAUUCUUAGAACGAAUCUUCAAACUGUUAAAAUACCAAAUAUGUUUACAGCCAAAUAUGGAGAUGGUCUGCAAAAUCCUUUCUUCAUGAACCUUCCAAAUCAAACUCAAUGGAAAGUGAUUUGGGAAAAUGAAAGCGGUGAGAUUUUGCUGAAAGAGGGGUGGAAUGAAUUUACGGAACAUCAUUCCUUGGACCACGGAGAUUUUGUUUUCUUUGAAUACGUAGGAACAGAUCAGAUCAAUGUAAAUAUAUGUAAACAAAGUGGAGUAGAAAUGGACUAUCCACACGAAGAAGAGAACCCUGAACAAAUAGGAGGUGAGAGGUCUGUUCAAAGAACUUCAUCUCUGAAGCAGCCAAAUGAAACCAGGGCAAGAGAAGUAGCAUGCAAUUUCAUUUCAUGCAAUCCCUUUUUCACUGUUGUCAUCACACCUUCUCAUGUCAUGGAAUAUCGGAUGAACGUACCAGAUCUAGAAGGCAUUAUUGAAAAGAAGGAGUACGUGGUGCUGCAGCGUGGGGAAACAUCGUGGAGAAAAAGGAUGUUAUUUAAUAAUGCUCGUUAUAGAUUCGGUGCUGGAUUAGGAUGA
Messenger RNA from Vigna radiata var. radiata (mung bean), 636 nucleotides. Its product is annotated as B3 domain-containing protein At4g01580-like. Gene Ontology annotation, molecular function: DNA binding. The coding region runs from base 1 to 636 and encodes 211 amino acids. NCBI's taxonomy places the organism in Eukaryota, Viridiplantae, Streptophyta, Magnoliopsida, Fabales, Fabaceae. The record is from RefSeq and is a predicted model, not a curated record. The transcript is spliced from 5 exons.